Molecule: messenger RNA, 210 nt
Organism: Fusarium tjaetaba
Lineage: Eukaryota; Fungi; Ascomycota; Sordariomycetes; Hypocreales; Nectriaceae
Exons: 2
Coding region: 1-210 (69 amino acids)
Source: RefSeq, a predicted model, not a curated record
AUGUUCGGCGGCGGUGCUGGCCGACGAACUCAUGCUACAACCACUGCACCCGUUCAUCACCACCAGCGUCGACCUUCCAUGAAGGAUAAGGUCAGCGGCGCCCUCCUCAAGCUCAAGGGUAGUUUGACUCGCCGACCUGGUGUCAAGGCUGCUGGUACUCGACGCAUGCGCGGUACUGAUGGCCGUGGUGCGCGUCACCACCGCUAUUAG